Triticum dicoccoides is the source of this 951-nucleotide messenger RNA. RefSeq lists its product as uncharacterized. The record is from RefSeq and is a predicted model, not a curated record. NCBI's taxonomy places the organism in Eukaryota, Viridiplantae, Streptophyta, Magnoliopsida, Poales, Poaceae. The transcript has 5 exons. Bases 382 to 951 code for a protein of 189 amino acids.
GGUUGGUGCCUGCGCCUCUAGUUGCGGAUGACGGUGUGCCGGAGCAGCAGAGGCUGCCGGAACAGUAGAUGGCGGCGGAGAGCGGCGAAGCACAGAUCUUGUGAGCGGCGGAGGCCACAGCGGGCAGAAGGGAUCUGACGUCCGAGGCUCUGAGCUCUCGACGGGGAAGAUGAAUCCCCAGGUACCCCGAUGGAAUAAGAGACUGAGGAUUGGUGCUGCUGCACCAAGCAGGACACCUUGCUCAACUCGAAUCAGUGUGUUUCAGAAGGCUGUAAGGAAUUUGAGAGAGGAUGGGAAAUGCUGCUGGACAAAUACAAGAUGAGAACACAUCCUUACAUGACAGCCUUUUGAGAUUAGGCAGAAAUGCUGCUGGGCAUCUAAAUGAUCAGCUUGCUGCAACUUCAAGCAGAACUGGAUGUGAAAUAUCAGAUGGAGAGAGAAUCCCGUGCAUCGGCAUUGAAUGUGCAGAUGGGUUUGGUUGAAGGGAUUAUUGACAUCUCUGACAGUGAACGCAACGAUGAAGUUAAUUUUGAAGAGUGGUCUGAUCCUGAGCAUGCUAAACUGGUUGAGACAGAUAGAAGGUUGAGAGAGCAAGAGGAGAAAGAUGCAGAGGUCGUGAAGAUGUAUCAGGAAAUGUAUGGCAAAAAUGAUGGGCACCAAGAAGUCUCAGGCACGGAUAAUGAUUCACUUGUUGAGAAGCACCGUAAGUUAAGGGAGCAAGAGGAAAAAGACACCAAUGUUGCAAUGAUGUAUCAAACACUGUAUGAUCAAAAUGCUACUGAAGCUCAGAUCACCAAUGUGCCAGCAAACAGAAUUCUUGCUCAGGCGGCAAAACCUGCAGGUCGGGAAAGAAGCCCCAUGGAGGGUGGGCGUAGAGAUGCAGCUGUUCAGGUGAAUGAACAUGCCGGGGAGAGUUCAUACAUGGAAGAAAAUUUAAAAUUUGUGUUUUGA